GAGGUGGUUUGCGGGUGCAGCUUGUGUGAGGAGAGCUUUUGGAUCGUCCUCCGUGAGUUGGGCGCCAUGGCUGCCUUCUGGGCAGAGUGCAGGGUCUGCCUUAAAUGUUGUGGGGGUGUCUGUUCACAACAAAGGCAUAAGUUGGGAGCGACUGAGCCACUCCAGGAGGAGGUGUGGGCCCAUGGCGUGUUGGAGGUGGAGCCACAGGGCCUGUCCAUAGGGUGGAAGCCGUGUGGGUGACAGAGAGAAACCGGGGCUCACGGCCUGGGCAGCAGGACAGGUGGAGUCGUCCUCGCCUGUGCUGGGGACUCUGUGGGAGCAGCAGGCUUCCCAGCACGUGUUGGACCCCGGCGUCUCCGGCUGCACCGAGUGGUCAGGACAUUGAGGCCGGGUCAGGGAGCGUGAGAUACAGGGACGAGCGGGCCCAGGGCUGAGCCCAGCGGUGUCCGGGUGGGCGGUGGCGUUGAGAUGGGAAUUGGGAAUCGCACCGGUGGUCUCAGGAGGAUGGAAAACCCAAGCAGCAGCUGGACCAGGACCGAGGCAAAGGGACCGCAGUUUAACAGAAAACCCAAAACGAGAGCGAGAAAAUGGCCAGAAACCCGUGCGAGAAACCCAAGCUCCGCCGAGCGCGGCGGGUCUGUGCCUUCGCUUCGCUUCCAGCCUCUCGCUUCCUUCUGACCCGACCCCGAGUUCUUUCUCCGGACGGUGUCGAGAACCCGGGCGCCGGCUUGGGCUGGGGUCUCGCUGGCAUCGGAGCCCCCCCGCCCCCGAGCCCUCAGGCAACAGCGAGGCGAGGACCCAGGGAACGCCAGGCCCCCGGACGCGACCCGCACGGCCCCUGCCAGCGGGGACCGAGGGGAGCCGGGGCUGCAGCCGCGAGUCCACGUCCCGCCCCCGGGCCCGGCCCAGCGACCGCCCCCGCCGCCCAGCGACCGCCCGGGCCCUCGGGGCGGGGACCGCGGACCUUCCUGGUGGCGCGGCAGCCGGGCGGCUCCUGCUUCCUCCCGGCCCUGGCGUGGAGCAGAGGGACGCAGGUUCCCACGCUGGCGCCCGGCGACCGGGUGGGGCUGCGGCCGCUCAGGCCCAGCAGCUCCAUGGAGGACGCCGGCGAGGACCCCACCACGUUUGCUGCCCACUCUCUGCCCAGUGACCCCCGUCUCUUGGCCACUGUGACCAACGCAUACCUGGGCACACGAGUGUUUCACGACACGCUGCACGUGAGCGGCGUGUACAAUGGGGCUGGCGGGGACACGCACCGGGCCAUGCUGCCCAGCCCCCUCAACGUCCGGCUGGAGGCCCCUGCAGGGAUGGGGGAGCAGCUGACCGAGACCUUUGCCCUGGACACCAACACAGGCUCCUUUCUUCACACCCUGGAGGGCCCCCGCUUCCGGGCCUCCCAGUGCAUCUAUGCGCAUCGCACGCUGCCCCACGUGCUGGCUUUCCGAGUGUCCAUCGCCCGCCUGGCCCCGGGGAGCGGGCCCAUCACGCUGCUCCUGCGGUCAGCCUUCUCCCCAGAAAGCCCAGACCUGGACCUGCAUCAGGGUCCUGACUUCCAGGGAGCCCGGUACCUGUAUGGCCACACUCUUACCCCUGAGCAGCCCGGGGGGCCACAGCAAGAGGUACACAUGCUGUGGACACCAGCACCCCCAGAUCUGACCCUUGGAGAAGGUGAGGAGGCUAGGACGUGGGACUUCCUGACGGCGGUGGGCGGCAGCCAGGCUGAGGCUCAGGCCUGCCUCACUGAAGCCCUGCAGCUGCAGGCCAGGGGAGCUCUGUACACGGCUCACGCACAGGCCUGGGCCCAACUCUGGGUAGAAUGUGGCUUGGACGUGGUGGGGCCCCUGCCGCUGCGCCAGGCCCUGCGUGGCUCCCUCUACUACCUGCUCAGUGCCCUGCCCCAGCCCAAGGCCCCAGGAUACAUCUGCCAUGGCCUCAGUCCUGGGGGCCUCUCCAAUGGGAGCCGUGAGGAAUGCUACUGGGGCCACGUCUUCUGGGACCAGGACCUCUGGAUGUUCCCGAAUAUCCUGAUGUUCCACCCAGAAGCCGCCAGGGCCAUCCUGGAGUACCGCAUCCGCACGCUGGACGGGGCCCUGGAGAACGCCCAGAACCUGGGCUACCAGGGAGCCAAGUUUGCCUGGGAGAGUGCAGACUCCGGCCUAGAGGUUUGCCCUGAGGACAUUUACGGAGUCCAGGAGGUCCACGUCAAUGGGGCCGUGGUGUUGGCCUUCGAGCUGUACUACCAUACCACCCAGGACCUGCAGCUAUUUCGAGAGGCUGGUGGCUGGGACGUGGUCAGGGCUGUGGCCGAGUUUUGGUGCAGUCGUGUUGAGUGGAGCCCCAGGGAGGAGAAGUACCACCUGAGGGGAGUCAUGUCCCCCGACGAGUACCAUUCAGGGGUCAACAACUCUGUGUACACCAACGUCCUGGUCCAGAACAGCCUGCGCUUUGCUGCUGCCCUGGCCCAGGACCUGGGUCUGCCCAUCCCCAGCCAGUGGCUGGCGGUGGCUAACAAGAUCAAGGUACCCUUUGACGUGGAGCAGAACUUCCACCCGGAGUUCGACGGGUAUGAGCCUGGAGAGGUGGUGAAGCAGGCAGACGUCGUGCUCCUGGGAUACCCAGUCCCCUUCUCCCUGAGUCCUGAUGUUCGCAGGAAAAAUCUGGAGAUUUACGAGGCUGUGACGUCCCCCCAGGGCCCCGCCAUGACCUGGAGCAUGUUUGCUGUGGGCUGGAUGGAGCUGAAGGACGCAGUGCGGGCCCGGGGCCUCCUGGACAGGAGCUUUGCCAACAUGGCUGAACCCUUCAAGGUGUGGACGGAGAAUGCAGACGGGUCAGGCGCUGUGAACUUCCUGACAGGCAUGGGGGGCUUCCUGCAGGCGGUGGUCUUCGGGUGCACGGGGUUCAGGGUCACCCGAGCGGGUGUGACCUUUGACCCUGUGUGUCUGUCGGGGAUCUCCAGAGUGAGCAUCUCCGGCAUCUUCUACCAGGGGAACAAGCUCAACUUCUCUUUUUCCGAGGACUCCGUGACCGUGGAGGUCACAGCUCGAGCAGGGUCCUGGGCUCCUCACCUGGAGGCUGAGCUGUGGCCAUCCCAGUCCCGGCUCUCCCUGUUGCCAGGACACAAGGUCUCCUUUCCCCGCUCGGCUGGCCGGAUACAAAUGUCACCCCCGAAGCUGCCUGGAAGUUCCAGCUCCGAGUUCCCUGGGAGGACUUUUUCAGAUGUUAGGGACCCGCUCCAGAGCCCCCUCUGGGUCACCCUGGGUUCCUCCAGCCCCACCGAGUCACUCACUGUGGACCCUGCCUCUGAAUAAUCAGGAACGGUGGCUUCAGAGACGUCUCUUGGGCCUUCCCUCUGGCCACGUCUGCACCCACCCCUCCUGGGCACCCUCCUAGCCUGCCAUCCCUCACCUGCAGCCAGGCUCUCAGGGAAGGUCCAUGCUGCUUGGCCUGAGUUCAGGGCUUUCUGCCUGUAGCCUGGACUCCCGUGGACCCCCGUGGGCAGGUGGCUUCCCCAUGGCAUCCCCACGCCGCCUCUGCCUGCCCCUGUGGACUGAUGCUAUCGCGCACCGUCCCACGGCCCCACCCCGAGCUCCUGAAGCCGGGGUCUGAGCCUGCAUCACCUCUGGCCUCUCAUCCCCCACUCUCCUGAGAGCCAGGGUCUGAGCCUGCAUCACCUCUGGCCUCUCAUCCCUGAGCCUGCAUCACCUCUGGCCUCUCAUCCCUGAGCCUGCAUCACCUCUGGCCUCUCAUCCCUGAGCCUGCAUCACCUCUGGCCUCUCAUCCCUGAGCCUGCAUCACCUCUGGCCUCUCAUCCCUGAGCCUGCAUCACCUCUGGCCUCUCAUCCCCCACUCUCCUGAGAGCCAGGGUCACAGCGGCCGGCCACUCUGCUGAGAAGGCAGAGAGGCAGGCACAGGCCUCAGCGUGGACAGCAGGGAUAAGGGGCACGAAGGACGGGGACUCGGCCUCUUCAGAAUUCCUCAGGACUCUCAGGUGCAGCUUUGCCAAAAAGGAACUUUUCAUGUCAUGCAGUUGAGGGGACUUAGUCUCAAUCCCAGGCUCCUCUUGACUCUGGGCAGCUUUAAUCAGGUUGGGCAGCCUCUGCUACAGCGUGGGGUGGGAUGGCUCUCUUCCCUCAGCCACGCCGCUUGUGAGGACAGAGGUGGGGGAGUGGGAAGUGGGAAGUCACCAGAGAACAGGAGAGGGAUUUGAGGGCGAGACCCCAGCGCUCUCCACGGACCAGCCAGAGGGACUGGAGCCAGGUGUGCAUGGGUUCAAGGCCCUGGCCCUGCCCAGCCUCUGUCUUGGGAGCUCAGCCCCAGGGUUCGGUCGUCAGCAGUUUCCCAAGAACAAGAUGUGAUGGCAUCUGCUGCUGAAACCCUGAUGAGGACCAGGCCCCCUGCACCGCUGUCAGCCUGAGGAAUUAAAGCUUUGGUGCUGGGAAGAACAUUA
Molecule: messenger RNA, 4447 nt
Organism: Gorilla gorilla gorilla (western lowland gorilla)
Lineage: Eukaryota; Metazoa; Chordata; Mammalia; Primates; Hominidae
Gene: PGGHG
Product: protein-glucosylgalactosylhydroxylysine glucosidase
Exons: 16
Coding region: 588-3308 (906 amino acids)
Biological process (GO): carbohydrate metabolic process
Cellular component (GO): cytosol
Molecular function (GO): protein-glucosylgalactosylhydroxylysine glucosidase activity
Source: RefSeq, a predicted model, not a curated record